AUGCGUGAGAGUCCGGUGGCCGAGGUGCAGCUCCUGAGUGGAGGCACCAAGGGGCGGGGGGGCCAGCAUGAGCACAACACCACCGUGCCUCCGGGCCCCCCGAAUAACACCACCACCCCGGCAGGAAAUGUCCCCUCAGUGACUUCCAGCAGUGCCACUUCACCCAACACCAGCAACCCCAACGCAGGUGUUUGCCAAAGAGAUACCUGUGGCAAGGAUUCUUCAUGCGUUGCUCUGAAUAAUACACAUUUUUGCUUGUGUGUUGAUGGGUAUUACUAUAAGUCUUCCACGUGCAAUAAAGGAAAGGUAUUCCCUGGAACAAUCCAAUUAAAAGUGUCAGAAACAUCUGACUUGGAAAAUGAAAAGUCGGUAGCCUAUGAAAAAUUACAUAUGGAAGUUAUAAAUUUUUUUCAAAAUGCCUUUACGAAUUCUGAUUUUGGACAGACUGUAAUUUAUAAAGUCAGAUUGUCUGUUUCAGCAAGAUCUGAAAUGCGUGCUGAUGAAAAGCUUGUUGAUGUUACAGUAGUAAACCUUUUUGCAGAAACUGCACAAGAAGAUGAGACGACCGUAAAUAAUAAAAUUGAGAAAGCCAUUUCAAGCAACUCUAAAACCUUUACAAGCUAUAAUAAGCAAGAUCUGUGUGAUUUUUAUGGUUGUAUAAAGACGAAUGACCAAGAUAACUGCAACAGUGGCCUACUGUGUACAUGCAAACCAGGGCUGGAAAGGCCCAACCCACAGACUCCUUCAUGUCUUGCUCUAGGUCCAAAGUGUUCUGACGACUGCAGGGCAGAACACAACCUGCAGUGCGUCGUGAGGAGCAACAGGAGCGCGGCCUGCCUGUGCUUGCCGGGCUACCAGAAGGACCAGCGAGGGGUCUGCCAAGCGUGCGCCUUCGGCUACAGUGGAGUCAACUGCGAAGACAAAUUCGAGCUGAUUCUCACCAUUGUGGGCACCAUUGCUGGAAUCCUCAUUCUUGGCAUGCUGAUUGCACUGAUCUUCACGAGAUCAAAGAAGAAACGGGGUAUUGAAGAACAGAACUUGAUUGAGAACGACUUUAAUGGUCUGAGAAUGCAGCAAACCACGGACUUCAGCAAUCUAGGAGCAAGAGCAGGAGGGAGCAUCUUCCCUAAAGUCCGAGCGUCUGUCCCCACGAGCAGCCAGAUGCAGAAUCCCUACGCACAGAGGGGCAUGCCCCGCCCUGACUACUAG
Messenger RNA from Miniopterus natalensis, 1209 nucleotides. The record is from RefSeq and is a predicted model, not a curated record. NCBI's taxonomy places the organism in Eukaryota, Metazoa, Chordata, Mammalia, Chiroptera, Miniopteridae.